This is a messenger RNA of Salvia miltiorrhiza (redroot sage), 1737 nucleotides long. Its product is annotated as cytochrome P450 CYP72A219-like. The record is from RefSeq and is a predicted model, not a curated record. Lineage: Eukaryota; Viridiplantae; Streptophyta; Magnoliopsida; Lamiales; Lamiaceae. The transcript has 5 exons. Gene Ontology annotation, molecular function: monooxygenase activity; iron ion binding; heme binding. The coding region runs from base 75 to 1607 and encodes 510 amino acids.
CAUGUGCAGGACAAGAGCUUCAGUUACAACUCCAUCGUCUAUAAUUAACUCCACCGCAAAUUCAAAACCCAAAAAUGGAUGCUUUCAUCUUCUCUCUCACCAUUUCUUGCGCUCUUGCAUCCUUCCUCUACGUCUGCAAAAUCUUGAAUUGGGUAUGGUUCACUCCCAAAAGCCUCGAAACCCGCCUCCGGCGGCAGGGCUUCGCCGGAAACCCUUACCGUCUCAUCACCGGAGAUCUCAAAGAGAUCGGCAUCAUCGCCAAACGAGCCGAGUCCAAACCCAUCAACUUCGACAACGACAUCGUGCCUAGGGUUUAUCCCAUCUUCCACACAGCUUUCCAAAAAUAUGGUGAGAAAUGCUUUGUGUGGUUCGGACCAAGGCCUGCACUGAUAAUAUCGGAACCUGAAAUUGUAAGAGACAUUUUGUUGAAGAAUUACAUCUUCCAGAAGAUUCCAGGAAGCCCAUUGGCUAGGAUGCUGGGGAGGGGACUGGUGAUGCUUGAGAAAGAUGAAUGGGCCAAGCACAGAAAAUUGAUCAAUCCAGCCUUCCAUGUCCACAAACUAAAGCAUAUGGUUGGAUCAUUUCACUUGAGCUGCACUAAUAUGUUGAGAAAAUGGGAGGAGAUUGUAAGGAGCGAUGGGCCGACGGAGUUGGAUGUGUGGCCUUAUCUUCAGGCGAUGACGAGCGACGUGAUAUCACGCGCUGCUUUCGGAAGUAGCUAUGAGGAAGGAGGGAAGAUAUUCCGGCUGCAGAGAGAGCAAGCCGACUGCAUCUUGCGAGCUAAUCGCUCUCUCAACAUUCCAGGAUGGAGGUUUUUGCCGACGAAAGAAAACAGGAGGAUGAAGGAGCUGGCCAAGGAAAUCGAAUCCAUAUUUGUGAGCAUCAUCAGCACUCGAAUGGAAAGCUGCAACAAGGAAGACGACUUGCUGGGAAUACUAUUGGAAUCCAAUUCCAACGAAAUCAAACAACACGGAGCCAAGUGUGGGAUGAGCAUGAAGGAGGUGAUUGAAGAGUGCAAGAUCUUCUUCUUCGCCGGCCAGGACACCUCAGCAUCCCUCCUCGUCUGGACCUUGAUUCUGCUCAGCAAGCACCACGACUGGCAAGCUCGUGCCAGAGACGAGGUCCUGCAAGCUUUCGGGAGGGAUAAACCAGACUAUCAGGAGCUCACCCACCUCAAAAUUGUGAGCAUGAUCGUGUACGAGGUUCUGAGGCUGUACCCGCCGAUAGUGAUGCUGGCGCGGCUGACGGACAAGGAGUGCGCGUCGGGGAAGGUGAGCGUACCCGCCGGGGUGCAGCUGAUGCUGCCGGUGCUGCUGCUGCACCACGACCGGGAGAUAUGGGGCGACGACGCGAAGGAGUUCAGGCCGGAGAGGUUCGCGCUGGGCGUGUCUGAGGCGACGCGGGGGCGGCUGGCCUUCUUCCCCUUCGGGUGGGGGCCGAGGAUUUGCAUCGCGCAGAACUUCGCUCUGCUGCAGGCGAAGAUGGCGCUGGCUACCAUACUGCAGCAUUACUCCUUCCAGCUGUCGCCUUCCUAUUCGCACGCUCCUCGCACGGUCGUCAGCCUCCAACCUCAGCAUGGAGCUCCCUUGAUUCUUACAAAGAUUUGAGGUUGUGUCGAGUUUUAAUCUGUUGCAGAUUUGUUUGGUUGUUUGUUUCUGUUCUAUGAUUUAUGGCUGCAGUGAUGAAAACUUAAUAGUAUUAUUAUUCUACAUUUGUAGUUUUUAACAAUAUGCCCUG